CUGGUUUGAGUGACAGACACCAGUUAGGCAAACUCAACUGAAUGUAGAGAUAACAGUUGAUGCAACUUAUCUCCUCUUUCCACUGCACAUUAACUGACUCCCCCAGCCCCUGUCACAAAAAGUUUGUUGAUGGAUUCAUUUACUGAAAUGUGAAAUGACGGACAGCUGCAGAAGGAAUCAUUGGGUCACAAAGUUAUCAGUGUAUUUGGGCGGGGUGUAUGGAUGAUUUUCAUGUUUUGAAUUUUCCAGGAUUAAAAACUAAAAAAUCCUAAAUGAUGCAAAAGAUUGCCCCAUUGUGAGAAUCCUGUUAUCAGCUUCCACACCAGGAGGACCCUGUUGCCAGCAUUAUCUAAGCUCUGGUUAUCUUAAAUAUGCCAAGUGUCCUUAAAGUGCUUUCACCAUGAAUGUUGAAGAAGUUGAGGUGACAGGAUGACUUUCCUAUGCAGUGAAACUACAGCAAGAGGGCAUUAAGUAGAAGAUGGAGGAAAAACGUGCAUUUAUGAUUCUUAUUUUGUGUGUGGCUUCAGUGACGUCAGUUGUUGCAAACAUUCUGGAUGUAUGCGCGAGCUGCCACAAAAAUGCCACAUGUGAUGACAAAUCUGAUAACUCUGGAAAAGUUUGUAAUUGCAAGUCUGGUUUUUUAGGAAAUGGAAGAACCUUGUGCUUAGAUAAAGAUGAAUGUCAGAUAGCAGCCUCAAAUAUCUGUGGGCAGCACGCUAUAUGCCACAAUACAUAUGGCAGCUACUACUGCACCUGUCUGUCCGGAUACAUGGCUUCCAACAACAUGCCAUUCUUUAUCAGAAAUGAUGGAACCCACUGCCAAGACAUAGAUGAGUGUGUGGUAAACGGCCUUUGCGGUGAAGGAGGUCAUUGCAAGAACCUGGAUGGCAGUUUUGAGUGCAGCUGUCAUCUGGGAUAUCGAGUCCAUAAAGGGGUUGAACCUUUCCACCCCAUCAAAGACCAAACUUCUUGUCAAGUGGUGAAUUGUGGCCAGCUUACAUUGCAGCAGAACUCACUAUUGCGAUCAGCAACAGGGACAACAUUUGGCAGCAUGGCAACAUUUGAGUGUGACGAAGGCUUUCUAUGGAAGAGUGGAAACAACACCUCACAGUGUGGGGCUGACGGACUUUGGAGUAAGCUCACCAUGAUCUGUGAAGAGAUAUUAUGUGGAAAACCUAAUAAUGUGCCACACACUGGACAUAUUUGGAAUGGCAUUUCCACCCCUGGAAGCGUGGCAAACUAUUACUGUAAACAAGGACUUAAUCACAGUGAAGGCAGUGCCAUAUCACUGUGCACACCUAAUGGUAACUGGACAGAGCCAAACAUUUCAUGCAAAGAAAUUGACUGCGGCUCGCCUCCUGACAUUCCACAUUCAGUCUUGUUAUGGGAUCACAUCUCCACUGUAGGCUCUCAGGUUGCUUAUCAAUGCCAAUCUGGAUUUUACAGUGUUGGGGAAAAAAAUAAAACAGUAUGCAAAGGCAAUGGGAAAUGGGAAACGCUCUCUCUUCGCUGUCAAGAAAUUAAAUGUCAGGAUCCUGUUUUCAUACCACAUACUAAAAGACAAUGGGAUGGCACGUCACAUGUUGGCGGUGUGGUUAUUUACGAAUGUAAUGAAGGCUAUGGCACAAGGAGUGGGAAGAACUUCUCAGUGUGUGGACAGAAUGGACUUUGGGAGGAAUCUGAUCUUUGGUGUGAAGAAAUAAUAUGUGGGCCCCCACAAAUCCUCCCCAAUACUAACCUCUUGUGGAACAACUCUACUAAACCUGGCAGUGUCGUGCUGUAUGAGUGUAUAGAUGGAUAUUACCAGGAGGCUGGACAUAAUAUUUCCACAUGUCUAAUAUCAGGCGAGUGGGCAAACGUGUCAUUAAGCUGCAAAGCAAUGUGUGGCCCGGUCCCAUUACUUGCCCACUCUGAGGUAGUGUGGCGUAACGGAAGUGUAGUGACCCAUCGUUGUAUGAAUGGCUAUCACAGCUGGAGGGGCAGCAAUGUGUCCGUGUGUGGUAACUCUGGAGAGUGGCAGAGAGCUACGCUCAAAUGCAUAGAAGUCAAGCCGCCCAUCCAUCAACUACUUGUUUCAAAUGAAAAAUGUUUGCAGUGGAGAGCAGAAAAGUAUGAAGAGGAAUCAGAAAUGUACAGGGUGAUCUACACAGGAUCCAGAAACUAUCAAAAGGCCUUUCUUGAUAAAAGGAAAAAGUUUGUAAACUCAAAGGCAGACUGGCUGGAGGUCUGCCUCAAUCUGCUUCCAGCCACAAACUACACCGUCUCUAUUACCGCAUUGUCUGCUGGAUUCACAUCCACCACCACUAUUAACACCAGUUUGACAGUACCUGCUGUACCAGUUGUGCACUACAGAGAAUACGAGACUUCAGUACCAACUCUGAGGCUUAAGAGAUCACCGAAUACUCUUGACCCAAUAAGUUUAUACCAAGUGUACGUACUUCCUGUAGAGGGAAUGAUGGUGUUUGACUGUUCCUCUCCUAUGAAUGGGGAGGCCUUAGGCACCAGUGGUUCCUCACAGGGAUGCAUUGCAGCCCAGAUGCACGUUAGCCAUGUUGGACCAGAGAUAGAGUUUACUGUGGGAGAUGGUUUCCAUUAUGGAGGCUUUUUCAAUGCUCCUCUGGAAAAAGGCAGAAACUAUUAUGUCAUCUUACGGGCUGUUAGUCAGUGGAAAAAGGAUUCAAAAAGCUCAUGUGUCCUGUGGGCUAAAGUAAAAGGUACAUCCUACUUUGUCAAAAUUUCAUCACUGUGUGCUGCUGCAUUAAUAGGACUAAUUGCAUUAGCAAUAUUGCUAGGACUGGCUUACUUCCGGUUUUCCAAGAAAUAAUAACUGUCAUUUCAUACACGUUGUAAAUGAAUCAUUCAUCCUCACUUGUAACUAAUUGCACUUAUAUUGUUGUUACCUUUCAUCCAUGUUGUUGUUACCUUUUCUCUGCCUGUUCAUCAUUCAUUUGAUUUCAAAGUUGACAAUAAAAAAUGUCUUGGAGGAAAAAUGAAUGGGAUAUAAUACAUAUAUUCACAUGACUAAUGUAUUAUGUGCUAUUUAUCAAAUGAAAUUGUAACUGGAGCAAUUCCUGUUCAAAAUCAAGAAACAGUCAUUGUUCGUAAACAAUCAAUGGUCAAUAAAACCACAUGAAAC
This is a messenger RNA of Corythoichthys intestinalis (scribbled pipefish), 3136 nucleotides long. It is a transcript of the gene susd1, whose product is annotated as sushi domain containing 1. The transcript has 19 exons. NCBI's taxonomy places the organism in Eukaryota, Metazoa, Chordata, Actinopteri, Syngnathiformes, Syngnathidae. The record is from RefSeq and is a predicted model, not a curated record. The coding region runs from base 479 to 2824 and encodes 781 amino acids. Gene Ontology annotation, molecular function: calcium ion binding.